Messenger RNA from Amoebophrya sp. A25, 3865 nucleotides. The record is from the annotation of a GenBank genome assembly. NCBI's taxonomy places the organism in Eukaryota, Dinophyceae, Syndiniales, Amoebophryaceae.
CUGCGCUGAACUUUGUGCGAGAUUAGUGGUAUUGUAUUGUAUGUCACAGAUGAAAGAAGCUCCAUGGCAUGGGAUAGUAGCAGAUUGAGGCUUGUAGAUCAAGAGGAGAAAAAUGAAGAGUGGGUGGGUGAAUGCCAUGGAUUUUCACGAGUAAAAAGAUCAAACCCAGAUUCAGAGCGCGAUCCAGAAAAAAUUUCAAAGUGACACGAUUGAGGACGUCGAUACAGUCCGAUUGCAUUGAAGCAAGCAUUUCGAAGUUCUUAGUAGGUGGCUAGCCAGUACCUCUACGUCUACGUGAUAUUGCUUUUUGACCAUGUACAGUUGCAUCAGGGGCUCUAACAUGACACGGGCAGGACUCUAGGGCUUUCGUUCUCGUCCUCACAGCCAGAACUUUUUCAUGUAACGAUUUCUCGAGGCUCGGAGAUUCAAUUUCUAAAUCGGUAGUGUCAAUGAUUCUAGAGGUUCAGGCUUCCACCUUGUAGAUACGAUUGUGAGGACUGUUAUUCGAUUUCGACCUAUUUUUUCGUAGUCCCAAGGUUGCAUCCACUAUUGACCUAAUACUUCGUAUGCAGAUCUCUCCGCGAAAACCGAUCUCAAGAUGGCGUUUCCUUCCAAGCACGCGAGUAAGCGCAACCUAAUGGGGAAGCGGCACUGCGAGUACGAUGACUCAAAUCCUGCUGCAACAGAGGACGGGAUGAAACGGCGGAAAGGUGAUGCAGAGAAGCAUCGCGGAACUGGGUAUAACCGAGAACGUUUGGCUCUGGUUCCGCAGAAUGAUUUGCGAACUGAUACCCUAUGCAUGCGCAUCUUCACUUUGUAGUCAUUUAUCAUCAUAUGUUCAGGCUACUCUUACUCACCUCUAGAUGUAGCUUUCACUCAUUUCAAGCACUGUUUUCUCCGCUUUAAAGCCUAUUAUCUAUCAUAGGUUUUGAUAGAACUAGUGAUAGAACUAGGUGCGUGGAUGAUGAUGAGAUGAAGUAAGUCUUCACAGAGCAACAGCAGAUGGAAAGUGAUAUGUCAAACGUUUGAAGGCGUUCUCUCUAAGCAAUGGCGUCCUACAUCGUAAGGGGUACGGAGACGAUGACGAGAAAGUGGUGCACGUGAUUUUUUGUAUUGAUCAAUCAGGAUCCAUGCGCACGUGUGAUGUUUCUAAAACUUUUUCAAGUGGAAUCCGGACUAAGUUAAUUACCCGUUGGGAUGCUGUUUUCCAUUGCGCGGAGGAAUUCGUGGAGUCGCAGGUGAGCACUCAACGUGAUGCGGCGUCUGGUGCCCCAAUUGAGGUAUCUCUUGUCACAUGGAACAACAGCGCGACGGUGGUCUUCGAGAGGGAGCCUGUUGCCCAAAGAGAUGGAACUGGAAAGGCAAUUAUAGAGAAGCUGCGUAAAGCGAGGGAUGAGAACCAUCCUUCUCACGGCACAACUUUCGCUGCGGGCCUCAAGUGCGCCUGUGACAUUCUCACACGGCAUAUCGAAGACCUGGCCGAAGAACGUGAACGAGAAGACUUUUUGAUGACAGGAGGAGAUCCCAUUCGCGGCGAGUUCGUGAUAAGUGCACCCCGCUCAUCCGGCUUCGUUAAACCUGUAGUAAUUUUUCUUUCGGACGGUCGACCUGGGGAUUUGGACAAGGUCCCAUCGUGUGCGUCCGAAGAGAUGAAGCGAACGUACCGCCUGAAUGGAAGAGAAUAUACCAGCGCUGCACGUCAUUUGGAACAACUCCGCGACAAAUUUGAAUCUGACUUGCAUUUCGUUGGCAUCUACGAGGAAGGUUUUCCCUGGCUCAGGUGGAUCGCUGAGAAGUACGGCGGUCACUUCCACGAGGCGCGGCUGGAACUUGACGAGAUAGCUCCUCUGAUGACGAAUAAUCCGAUGCAGCCAAAAUAUCAAGGUUUUCGCGCGCGUGGCCAGGCGAUGCUGGGAAUUCCCACGAACCGGGAUAGCAUGAUCGACUUGGGUUUAUUUGCUCCGUCGAGUGCGCAGCCGGGAGACACAUCGUGUUUUGGAGCUACCAUGCAUGCCGGAAGCAGUUCGUUGCGGUCUACGUUCCUGAAUAUCAGCGCAGCUGUAACGUCGCUGCGGCAGCAGCCUGCAGUACAGGUCGAACGUGACGUGAAAUUGGUGGAAGACAACGAAGAAGGGAGUACUUUUGGUUCUGCGUGUCGUGCGGAGAUGAAGCAAUAUGACGACGUCACCGUGAUGGAACUGAAAAAUGGGAAGUUGAAGCCUGUUGCGGGAGUGGCAAAAAAGACGGUCUCCUUGCCGCAGCAACCGUUUGCGCAAGGUGGUCUACGAAAUGUAUAUAGGAUGACGGAAAUCCUCGAAAAUCAUUCCUCUUCUUUUGGUAAAAGUUCAUCUGGCACAACAAUUAAAAAACUUGUUGCCAAGGAGUCAAGAUACGAAGUGCCAUACGCAGAACGAUUGGCAUUUCACCUUGAGAGUAGCAAAUGCCAGGAGCGUGCUAUCAGCUUCGCCGCGCAGUGGAAUGCGCUGGAUGUUGUGCAGCGUGACUCGCUACUACCACACCUGCACUUCUUACGUACCGACGUUUACCGUAUCAGGGAAGAUGCUUCUACGCAGAAAUUUCGCUACCUAGCGGUGGAAGAGGAGCUUCAAGGCAAAUACCGCAAGUUCAACGGAAAUAAUGGGUGGGUGCGGCCCACUACGAAAAACUCCAGCAAGAACGUGACAUAUGGCUUCCGCUUCUCCGAAACUGUAAUUCAUUUUUUAAGUUAUAGUAGAGAAUUCUUAGUAGGGAAUUAUGUUUCUGUAGUUUCUCAGGCAUUCCUCCACACGUGAAUCUUCCUUCAAGGAUGAGCAUGUGGGAACGCGAGGUGAUAGUAAAUACAAAACAACAGGGAUAGAUGUGGAGUGCAGUAAUCAAGUAGUAAGCUGCCUCUAAUGAAUCGACGCUUUUGGUGGAGGUGUAAUUCGGUCUGACCACGAUAAAAUUGGUACUAAACCGUUCGAGGAGUUGUUGCAGGAAGCGAAGGUCGCAAGAACCCCUGCAUCCUUCUCAUCGAAGAAGCGGCUCAAUAUCAGUCACCAGCCUGAUUCUAGUAGACAAAUGAACUUGCUGUGUGAGGAUCUGCAGUCGUCUAUUGCGCAAGCGUUCUCGCAUUGGACCUACCACGUUUCCCACUGCAAGGAGAUCGUAGUGGAUAUUCAAGGCGCGGAAUGGAGCUUCACGGAUCCGCAACUUAACUCGGUUCCAAAAGAAUACGGCAGAGCAGAUCGAGGGCAGCGAGGUAUGCAGGAAUUUUUGGCAUCGCAUAAGUGUGGAAACGCCUGCAGGUUACUGGGACUCCCCCACGUUUGAGGAGAUAAAGCAUUCUAGUUAGUUCUGCCGAAACAACAAAAAAUUCCUUAGAAUCAGACAUGAUACGGGAAUGAUUUUGAUGUCGUGCUGAAUUAUUCAAUUUCGUCCAUUCCUUUUGUCGUUGAAUGAAGUCGUGCGAAGAAAAAUCCCGCUAGAUUUAAUCAUGCUUAGGUCCUCUCAAAUCAAAAGAUAUGAUAGCUAUACCGCGUAAGUACUUUCAUCUUCAUAGAGUGUUCCCAGAGCAGAUGAAUGAUGCGGUCAAUGUGCAGAACGUCUGCCUGCGUUGAAUAGCACUUUGACCAGGUCAAUUCAUUCACCCACGCAGAUUCGGUCCCCGCCCCCGCUUAUGUGAUCUUUCCAAUACACCUUAUAUAUAAAUAUAUCAUCGUUGUUAUUUUUUCAUCUUUAGAGGGCCUUCUUGUAAGCUAUUCUUUUGGCAUGGGGCAACUCAUGGGAGUUCUACGAAGGAUAACACCUGAGCAAUGAUCGUACUGCACUGCUAUUUUUAUUUCGCCGCGGUCUCUUUGAGGUCAGCCUCAGCCCCAAGAUCAAU